GUACAAUGGGUAACACCAAGAGGAAGAGAAAAAGAAGCAGUCAAAGUUGAGCUCGAAAACAAGAAAUGGAACGAAGCAAAGCGAAACUUCCUAGACUUUUUUGAUCAGAAAUUGUACCGUUUCACAGCGUUCUCAUGAAGACCCACCACGAAUAUAUCCACUCUUGACAUCCUCUACAUAGCCCCAUAGUUUUCUUACGCCUUCCCUUCCCAGGGAAAGAAGGAAGAGACAGAAAAGAGGAAGAGGGAGAAGAGAUGAGCAGAAAUGGAAGAGUGGAGAAGGCUCUUAGCAGCCUGGGGAAGGGAUUCGAUUUAACAUCGGAUUUUCGACUCAAGUAUUGCAAAGGAAAGGAAAGGCUCAUUUUGCUCAACGAAACUGAGAGAAGAGAGAUUGCCAUACCUGGAUUUGGAGCUGUCAAAGACGUUCCUGUUGAUAUCAAAUGCGACAAAGGUGAUCGCACUCGUUAUCAGUCUGAUAUUCUUGAUUUCAAUCAGAUGGCGGAGUUUUUCAACCAAAAAUGUUCUCUGCCUGGGAAAAUUCCAUCAGGGCAAUUCAAUAGAAUGUUUGGUUUCCAAAGCAGUUCAUGGGCAAAAGAUGCAGCCAAUACCAAAUUCUUAGGCCUUGAUGGAUAUAUCAUCAUAUUGUUCAAUCUUCAUAUUGAUCGCUAUCCGCUCCUUCUCUCUGAUGAAGUCGUUAAUGCAGUUCCUUCUGCUUGGGAUCCUUGUGCCCUAGCAAGAUUCAUUGAGAAAUAUGGGACUCAUGUCAUUGUGGGGUUAAGCAUUGGUGGUCGAGAUGUCGUUUUGGUUAGGCAGGACAAAUCUUCCAACUUGGAGCCUUCACAGCUCAAGAAACAUCUCGAUGACCUUGGAGACCAAUUAUUUACAGGCACCUGCAGCUUUACCCCCAAAACCAAAGAGCAAAAGCAAAAGGUACCACAGGCUUUCAAUAUCUUCGAUUCAGAACCUGUUGCCUUCAAUGGCUACCACUCCAAUAUCAGUACCAAAGAUGGAAUCAUUGUUAUAAAUUCAAAGAAGGGAGGUGACCUAGAAGCUUAUAGCCAUUGUGAGUGGCUUCCAACAGUUCCACAAAUGCCUGAUGCCAUUCAUUUUAACUUCAUUCCCAUCACUUCUCUCCUCAAAGGUGUCCCUGGCAAAGGUUUCCUAUCACAUGCCAUCAAUUUAUACCUUCGAUACAAGCCUUCUAUAGAGGAUCUACGGUACUUUCUUGACUUCCAAGCACACAAGAUUUGGGCGCCCAUCCACAAUGACCUUCCGCUUGGUCCUUCUCCAAAAAGGGCUUCUUCAACCCCAGCUCUUCAUUUCAACUUAAUGGGUCCUAAGCUUUAUGUAAACACUUCUCAGGUCACAGUAGGGAUGAGACCUGUCACUGGGAUGCGCUUGUAUCUUGAGGGCAUGAAAUGCAAUAGGCUAGCUAUACACCUUCAACAUCUGUGCAAUCUACCAAAAACAUUCGAAAACAAGAUGGACGACAUACAAUACUGGCAAGCAUCAGAAGAUACAGCUGAUGUUCGAUUCUUCGAAGCUAUUCAUCACAAAAAGUUUUCUCACAUAUGCACAGCCCCGGUUAAAUAUAAUCCGAAAUGGACUGCUGGCAAAGAUGCUGUCUUCAUUGUCACGGGUGCUCAACUUCAUGUAAAGAAACAUGACUCCAAGAGUGUUCUCCAUCUUAGACUGUUGUUUUCCAAGGUCUCGGAUUCUUUCCUGGUGCAAUCAAGCUGGGCACAAGCUGCCUCUGGGUUUUCCCAAAGGUCUGGUUUACUUUCAGCCAUAAGCCAAUCCUUGACAGGCAACCCUGUCAAAGAAAAGAAGGAGGUGGUUGUGGUGGAUUCCGCCGUGUACCCAACAGGGCCGCCGGUGCCAGUUCAAACACCAAAGCUAUUGAAGUUUGUGGAAACCUCACAGUUAUGCAAAGGGCCGCAAGAUAGUCCAGGGUAUUGGCUGGUUACGGGUGCCAGGCUACAAUUGGAGAAAGGGAAGAUCAGCCUGCAUGUAAAGUUCUCUUUGUUAAAUAUAUGUUAGCCAAAAAGACUAAUUUGGGGAUUAAAGUGAUAGAAAACUGUAGUAUUAAUGUCAUUUUUUUUAUUUGUCAUUUCACCUUGGGGGAAUGUGGUUGUUUAAAGCAAAGAUGGAGUUUUGUUUGACCUGAAACCAAAAGGUUAUUAAGUUAGGGGAAGUUUUGUUAUAAGCCUAGGCACAAUAUGGUUUUGAUGUGUAAUUUCCUGUAAAAUGUACAUAUACAAAUAUUUUUAAUGGA
Molecule: messenger RNA, 2274 nt
Organism: Theobroma cacao (cacao)
Lineage: Eukaryota; Viridiplantae; Streptophyta; Magnoliopsida; Malvales; Malvaceae
Product: MAC/Perforin domain-containing protein
Biological process (GO): plant-type hypersensitive response; regulation of salicylic acid mediated signaling pathway
Cellular component (GO): plasma membrane
Source: RefSeq, a predicted model, not a curated record